AUGAGCUCGCGAAGAGUCGACGGCGACGGGGAACAUAAAAGUGACCAGUCCUCUGAGCAAACGCGAUCGCCGGAGCCGCCGGAGACCCUACCGCCGUCGCUGCAACAGUCGGGGGAUCCACAGAGGCGGGAGGUUCUCUUUCCCGCCCCUGCUGGGGCAGCGCGUCAACGCAAGGCAGUGCACUCUCCAAAGUCGGGCGAUGCCUCGUCGACCCACGAGAUAGUCAGCGCCAGCGCGGUGAGCGUUUUUGCAGAGGCAUCUCGUAGGCACAGCAGCAAUGUAGGUUGUCCGGAGAGGAACGGGAAGGACGAGGAGAGCGAGGAGGGCCGCCCGUCAACGGCGCCGGCUGCCGGGCCACGGCGGCUGAACAGCACCUCUCGCUGUCUCAGCCAAACGCUUGACACAGAGGCACCACCAGGCGUGACCAACGCCUUCCGCCGGUACCUGGAGCAGACCCGUCACAUGAUUCUCUCCGCCGACAGCAGUGAAGUUGACCGCGCCGUGGCGCUUGACGGGCUGCUGAUGCGCUGCCGUGAGCUCUUCGACCUGCUGAGGGACAUGUAUGCCCUUGUGCAUGUGCCGGGCGCGACGGCUGACCGCAGGCAUAUGUCAAUGGUGAAGAUUCUACCGUACGACGAAGUCUCCACUCCCUCGUCGACGUCCGUGUCGUCCACAUCGAGCAUCCGAUCCGACUCCGCAUUGAGGACCCGAGCAAGCACCAGCGACACCAAAGGCGUGCCGUUAUCAUCCACGACGCAGCCGUGGAACUCGCAGCUGCCGCCUCUUAGCUGGAGGCCGUUGACGGCCGCUACUGCAGCGCGCUCAAAGGGCGCCUUCGAGCGAGGCCGACGCACCAGUGUGAGCAGCUGCAGCAGCAGUGUAGCGUGCAUCGAGGUGCUGAACAAUUACUACAUGACGCAGCUGAUUGGAGUCGGGGCGACGGGACGCGUGUACCUGGCAGUGGACAGCCAUACCUGUAAAGCAUUUGCCAUGAAAACGGUACUGCGACACAGCCGCAGGACCGCCGUUCGCCGCUUUCCGCUGGCGUCAAUGAGCACGUCAGUCAGUGAGGCGCUGCAGUUGGAGGGCUCUCCGCCGAGGGGUGCGCACAUCGACGGCGCCGCUGCGCAUGCGGCUGACAGCACGACCACCAGCAACGCCUCUCUUGCUGUUGUGCAACCCUUUUCGAUGGGCGUUGCAUCGGCGCGUCCAGUUAUGCGGCGGGAAGGCACGCGUGACAGCAUGGAUGUGAACCCCUGCGAGGCAGCGCUCGAGUCCCUCAUUCAUAUGGCUGCGACGAGCCGCCCAAGUGACGCUCUGAUUCCGUUGGUGGAGAGCGUGACCGCGUCCUCCUCGGCUAUGACGCCUGGCAGCAGCGACGUCGACGCCCCAAACACGCCGAAGACACCACCACCGCGGACAAGCUCCAACACGCACCUCAACGGGAGAAACUCACCAAUCUGUGCGGGCGGUGCCGGGCUGCCGACGACGAUGCCGAGGUCGACGAACGCGGGUGAAGGCGUCGGCGGCGACAGCGGCACCAAGUCCGUCAAGUCAGCACAUUCGAGUGAGCUGCCGGCAGUGGAGCGGGAGAUUCGCGUUAUGCGCCGUGUGUGCAACCACCCGCAUGUGGCUCAGCUGAAGGAGGUGAUCGACGACGACAAGGAGGAUUCAGUGCACCUCGUCAUGACGUACGCCGAAAACGGCCCGCUCACCGUGAUGCACGGGUUCGACGCCGCUCUCGGGUGUGCACCGUGCGACGUUGUGCGGCCGUUCUCGCGGUGUACUCGUCUGCUGCACCAACUCGCAGAGGCCCUCAUAUACGUGCACCGUCAGCGCAUUGUGCACAACGACGUGAAGCCGGACAACAUUCUUCUCACUGAGGCCGACAACAUCCUUCUCACAGACUUCGGUGAGAGCGUGCUGAUCUCCAAGAAGCUGCCACGGAUGUCGGCGGCGGACAUGUCCAUCGGUGCAGCUGGGGGAGAGGGGCUCAAUGCGAGUGUCUUGGUGCCGCAUAACCGCUGGAAGCCGUCUCGCGGUGCCAAUGACAGCUGGGCAACCUUGAGCACGGCGGAUCGCUCGCCUUGUAGCUCUAGCCCGGCAGGGUGCACCGCGAACACAUCGCAGAUGAUGGCAGAGGUGUCUUUCCUGCCGGACUCGUCCAUGUUCUUGGCCGCCGGCGUCGAUGUGGAGGGGCGACUCAAAGGGAAUCGGUCAGCCAUCGGCACCCCCGCCUUUGCGGCACCAGAGCUUAUCAUGAGCAGCACCUGCAGCUACGAUUCGGACGCGUGGUCUUUUGGAGUGGUGCUCUACUCUGUCAUCUUCGGCCGCCUGCCGUUUGCGGCGGCGACGAUCAGUGAAACGUUCAGCGAGAUCUUGCAUUCGGCACUGUCGUUUCCGGCUUUGGAAAAGGUGCCGGAGCGGGUCGGGAUGACGGAGACGGAGUACCACCAGUGGGUGGAACUAUGCACAAAGCUGCUGGUGCGAGAGCCGCGGCAGCGACUGCCGCUUUCAGCGGUGCUGCGCCACCCGCUGUUCCGCACAUCAGCAGCUGUGGGUGCGAAGUCAUCCACGUCGUCCACAGGUGGCAUGGAGAUGCCCCGUGGUCGAUGCCCACCCAACAGAAUUCAUAGCGACUUGUCUUCGGCGCCGACCCUAUGGUGGUUGAACCCCAGUAGCCAGGCUUCGCGCCCAGUGUCCGGCAAAGAAGGCUCGCCGUUGAUGUCACGGGCUGCGCGCGCAAACAUACCACCAUUGAUGUCGCGAGAGGUUGCUGCUUCUGUGUGCGCUGUUGCGAAUCGCCGACGCAGCACAGAGGGGUCUACAUCGGCGCCAUUGACGAGAGGUGGCGCGGUGCGCGACACCAUGCUUGACCGCCAUCGGUUGCAGACCAUGAGAGCCAGUAGCCAGACCUCCUCCACCUUCGCGAGCUCCGGCACUUCGACGGUUUCGCUGAGCCCCCCGGCUGCCAGCGCCGGCUUUGUGCGCCGUUCUAAGCCGACCAUCGCGGAAACUGCGGUGCCGCAGAUGUGGCCGGAGGUGCGGCCACUUCAAGCGGCCCGCCUCCAAUGCCAGUGCCCCUCGCCGAACUCCUCGCCCGAGAGGCGACAGUCCUUCUCCGGCGCCUCAAGUGUUUACACAUCCUCCUUCACGGCUACUGACCAUGUGACCAGGCCGCGGGAGAAUACGCUCGUUUACAAGCAUGACGUCAUCAGUCAGAGCGCCAGCGCGAUCCAAAGUCCAAUCAACCGGUCUUUCUUCUCGAUAUCGACCCCGUUCAAGGAGUCGCCGCCAGAUCACGUCGGGACGCCGGGGAUUCAGUUGACAAGCUGCACUGACUUCACCUCCCCACUGCCCUGUCCCCUUACGCGCGCCGGCAGCAGCACUCCCGACCUUGGCGCGGGGGACCAUGAGGAGGAUCGACAGGAUGAGAGCGGCAAAGAGGAGUCAAGCAGCUCCAAUGCUGCUGGCGCCGCCACUGCUGUGGCGGUCGUCGCCGCGCCAGCGCCUCCGGCCUCACCACCGGCGACGUCAUCAACGGGGCGACCGCGCUCCGUCGCAUCGGCGAGGGGGGCACGUCAGGACACUGCGGCAGUGGGGCCAUAUGUUCAGCGCCGGCGCAGCGAGGAGGAGCCGUGUGGGGAGGACGGCAGCAAUGGUGGCGGCUGCAACUUCUCGUACUGGGGCUUUUCGAGCGACGUGGCAGACAGCGGCUACAGCGAGGACGAGGGGGGGAAGCAGGACGUCAACGAUAAAACGUCGCAGCUGCCAAAGCCGCCCUUGCGACCGCCCCGUAGGCGCUCGGCCCACUCUUCGGGUGGUGUAAGGCCGCUGGCCUCUCUGCAGGAAGUAGUCGCUCAACACGCAAAACCCAAGGGCAGAAGUGAGCACCUGCAAUCUGUGACUGACGUCCCUUACGGCAACUCGACGAUCGUUCUCGGAAGCCCCGAGAACCUCUCCGCGACAAGAGAGAUGGUGCAGAAGGCGCGCGAGACGGAGUCGCCGGUGGAGCAACGGGCCUCGAAGUUGUCACCGCUGCUGAACAAUCUGGAGGUGAACGACGCCGACCGUGGUGGCUCCUCGUCACCGUGCCCAUCACCGCUGAAGUCGACAUCUGAGAUACCCCCUGCACAGGCGAAAAAGUCGCGGUUCUGGUUUCGUCGUUAA
Molecule: messenger RNA, 4170 nt
Organism: Leishmania mexicana MHOM/GT/2001/U1103
Lineage: Eukaryota; Euglenozoa; Kinetoplastea; Trypanosomatida; Trypanosomatidae
Product: protein kinase-like protein
Exons: 1
Coding region: 1-4170 (1389 amino acids)
Biological process (GO): protein phosphorylation
Molecular function (GO): protein kinase activity; ATP binding
Source: RefSeq, a predicted model, not a curated record